Pezoporus flaviventris is the source of this 568-nucleotide messenger RNA. It is a transcript of the gene MTLN, whose product is annotated as mitoregulin. The transcript has a single exon. The record is from RefSeq and is a predicted model, not a curated record. NCBI's taxonomy places the organism in Eukaryota, Metazoa, Chordata, Aves, Psittaciformes, Psittacidae. Gene Ontology annotation, cellular component: mitochondrial inner membrane. Gene Ontology annotation, biological process: positive regulation of mitochondrial membrane potential. Bases 1 to 378 code for a protein of 125 amino acids.
AUGCCGCAGCUCCGCACUCCCGCAUCCCCCUCCUGUUACCAGGGUCCCAUCACCCCCAACCCUCCCAGGGACCGCGCCGGUCCCCCGCUACCUGCGAGGCGGCCUCCGCCAUGGCGCGACAAUCACUGCGCCCCCUCCCCGCCGCCUUUAACGGGCCCGCCCCGGCGGAAGCGGGAGGCGGAGCCGGAGCCGGGCUCGGGGAUGGCGCUGGAGGCGCUGCGGCCGCGGGCCGUGCGCUGGGCGCUGCUGGCCGCCUUCGCCGCCGGUGUGCUGGUGGGGUGGCAGGCGGGACGCGCCCGCCGCCGCUUCCUGCGCUGGCGCCAGCGCUGGCUCCAGCGCCGCCUCGCAGCCGCGCAGGAGCAGCUGGAGGCGGCCUGAGCCGCGCGGAAACCCCGGCCCCGGAGCACGGCCCCGGCCGCGCUCGCUGCCCUGGAGCGGGGCUGCAGCUCGGCGCGGAGCUCCGGGUGCCUGCGGCAGCCUCGCUGGAUGCCGCCUGAGGGAACCGGGUUCACCGCACGCUGAUGCCAGAGGGGAACGCACGUGGAAGCGGUGCUGGGAACGGACGGCG